UAUAAAAGCACACACCAUCUCCUUCCUCCCCUGCCUCUCUUUUAAUUCUCUCUCAAAUCUCACAAAAAAAAAUCAUCUUCUUCAAUGGAGACGACGCAUCUCAACAAGAAACAGAGGUUAGAGAAGAACCAGAACUGCCAUUUCGAUGACUUACCUGAUGAUCUCAUCAUCUCUAUCCUCUGUAACCUCGCUUCCUCCGCUUCUUCUCCUUCCGAUUUCCUCACCGUUCUCUCCACAUGCAAGAGAUUGAAUCGGUUAGCGCUAAAUCCUCUGGUUUUAUCAAAAGCCGGUACUCGUACCGUAGCAGUCACGGCGGAGAACUGGUCUGAUUCUUCUCAAAGAUUUCUCAAACUCUGCUCUAAUGCCGGAAGCGCCGACGCUUGUUACGCUCUCGGAAUGAUCCGAUUUUACUGUCUUGAAAAGAAGAGAAACGGAGCGGCGCUAUUAGCAAAAGCAGCGAUUCGAUCACACGCGCCGGCGCUUUACGCGUUAGGUGUGAUUCAGUUCAACGGAAGCGGCGGUUCAAAAUCCGAUAAGAAUCUAAGAGCAGGCGUCGCUCUCUGCUCUCGUUCCGCUUCCAUAGGCUACAUCGAUGCCCUCCGUGAGCUCGGUCACUGUCUCCAAGACGGUUACGGUUGUCCACGUAACGUCACCGAAGGUCGUCGGUAUUUGAUCCAAGCAAACGCGCGUGAAGUCGCUUGUACUCUACGCUCUUUCCUCUCAAUCAAGGAGGGGGAGAUGACCUUUCCGGUUAAAGAGAUUCAUCCGGUAAACCGGUUUUUGAAAGAUUGGUUUGGUCCGGGUGGGGUGAAGUUAUCGGAGGGGUUAACGAUGUGUUCGCACGACGGUUGCGGGAGGCCGGAGACUCGGGCGAAUGAGUUUCGGAGGUGUUCUGUUUGCGGGACGGUGAAUUAUUGCUCGCGUGGAUGUCAAGCGUUGGAUUGGAGAGUGAAGCAUAAGGUUGAUUGUACUCGGUUGACUGAUCUGUGGCUUGCACAGGUGGCGGCGGAGAUCGGCGAAGAGUUACCACCGGAGUAUAAUGAAGAUGUUGAGAAUAUUUUUGCGCAGCGGUAACGGUUUCUAUUCUAACGCUAAAAUGCCAAUAGUCUCUCUUUGACCGUUGAGUUUUUUUCUUUUUCCUUUUUUCUUUUUUGGGAUUAUUAAUUGAUUAUCGUUUUUUUUUAAUGUUUUGUUUUUUAAUUAAUUAGUUUUCGGCUAAUGACGUUUCUUAAUUCUCUAAUACUGACUUGACAUGUUACUAUUAAAAUGAUAGUUUUAUUUGUA
Molecule: messenger RNA, 1284 nt
Organism: Capsella rubella
Lineage: Eukaryota; Viridiplantae; Streptophyta; Magnoliopsida; Brassicales; Brassicaceae
Product: F-box protein At5g50450
Exons: 3
Coding region: 85-1074 (329 amino acids)
Molecular function (GO): protein binding
Source: RefSeq, a predicted model, not a curated record